GUGACUCCUCCCUCCGUCCUCCAGUCGGAGCCCCGGGCCCCGCAGACCCUGAGCCCAGACUCUGUGCACCUCUCCCCCGCUGGACCCUCCGCUCGGUCCCGGCCCACCGCGCCAUGGAGCGGCUGUAGCCCGGUUCGGUUCGGCCCGGCAUGUCUCCGCUGCAGGUGUCCGUGCUGUGGCGCCUCGCGCUCGUCUUCUUCUUCUCCUCGUUCCUCUUCUUCCUUGACAUCUUCACCGCCGCUGUGGCCGCCGACACCUGUCGCCAUGACAACGGCACCGGCGGCUCGGUCCCGGACGCGGCCGGCAACCAAUCAGGAUCCGUCGGGUUUCCAGUCCGCAACGCUGAUUGGACGAUGAAGCGCGGGACCGGAGACUCAGUGUGUGCGUGGACAGACUGGUUGUCGUAUGGUCAGACCUUCUUCAUGGGGGGUUUACUGCUGGGGUCUCUGAUUGGAGGAGCCCUGUCCGACAGGUAUGGGAAGCGUCCCGUGCUCUUGGCGUGUGUCUCCAUCCACGCCGUCUGCGGUGUCCUGCCCGCCAUCCUUCCUCAGCCGCUGGUCUUUGUUGCUGUUCGUUGCCUGACAGGCGUCUGCUGUUGCUGCAUCAACAUCUGCUCCUUCAGCCUUGCGGUGGAGUGGACUCCGCCCACCGUCCGUCUGUGGCCGCCAGCCUUCCUACCGUUCUGCUUCAGCCUUGGGACGAUGGGCGGGGCUCCACUGGCAUGGCUCAGCCCCACCUGGAGGUGGCUCCACCUAUCACUGUCUCUGCCACAGCUCGUCUGCCUGCCGCUCUACCUGUCCAUCCCAGAAUCUCCUCGCUGGUUGUUGUUGAAGAAGAGGAUGGAUGUUCUGGACCGUUACCGUAGCAACAGCAAAGCAGAUAAACAGUGUCUGGACCUGCUGCUGGACUCGGCCUGGUCUGACCUUCAGAAAGCCACUGAGGCUCAGGAUGACCAGACACCUGGAGGACACGCCUCCUGUGACAUCAUCCACCUGCGGCACCCCACCGUCCUGCUGCGGCUGUCAAUCAUGGGUUACCUGAGUGUUGCGUCAGCGUUAACCUACUUUGGGAUAUGUAUGAACAUCGGCUCCUUUGGCGUUGGCGUAUACUCCGCCCAGUUCUUUUCCGGCCUAUCAGAGGCUCCGUGCCUGCUCGUCCCAUUGGUUCGCCUCGGACGUCGGGCAAUCAGCAUGCUUGCUCUGUUCCUGAGCGGCACCGCCUGCUUCCUGUCGUUACUGCUGUCCAGACACAACGCUGAACCUGUUGUGGUGAUGAGUUUAGCGCUGCUGGGAAAACUCUGCAUCCUGGCGGCAACUUUCAUCUCCACAUUGUACAGCAUCGAGUUGUUCCCCACCGUCGUCAGACAACGUUGCAUGUCACUCGUUAACCUGUGUUUCCGAAUCGGUUGCCUGGCCAACACCUUGGUCCCACCCAACCCCAACGGAGCCAUCUCAUUGGCUGCCAUGCUGGUCUACAGCAGCGGACCAAUUGUAGGCUGCGGUCUGUGUCUGCUGCUGCCAGAGACCAGCGGCGUCCCGCUUCCUGAUUCGGUGGAGGACUGUGACAGACAGCCGAGGCCCCGCCCACCCAGCUGGAGCGCCCUCUGGAGGAAGCGGACAUUGGACGUCGCCGUUGCAGAAAAAGACGAUGCCCAAACUCCGACGUCGCAGACAGGACUGAUCUGAUUUUACUGAAUCAAUUCCAUUUGUUUGAUUAAAUACAAGAUGUAUGUGGGUUUAAACAUGAAGACGGUCGUUUUUACCUCUCGGACAGCAUUUUGUGGCUUAAAUUUACUGUAGAUUGUUUUGCAUUUACUUGGUUUUGUGUUUUUAACUAAGUGAAUCGGUUGUUGUCAUCGUUUGGACAAUAAAGAUCAGUUCCAACUUCA
Sphaeramia orbicularis (orbiculate cardinalfish) is the source of this 1888-nucleotide messenger RNA. Its product is annotated as solute carrier family 22 member 6. Lineage: Eukaryota; Metazoa; Chordata; Actinopteri; Kurtiformes; Apogonidae. Gene Ontology annotation, biological process: transmembrane transport. The coding region runs from base 150 to 1685 and encodes 511 amino acids. The transcript has 10 exons. The record is from RefSeq and is a predicted model, not a curated record. Gene Ontology annotation, molecular function: transmembrane transporter activity.